UCAGUGUCAGUGUCAUUAAUUAUUUACCAACCUUGUACCACAUGGUUAAAAGUGUACAAAACCGAUUGAAAAUAAUUCUCAAUUAUUAUUUUAUAUAUAGUAAAGCUUGCUAAAAAAUUUCAAACUAAAAUGUCGGACGUACCGGACCUGAGCUCCGACGACGAGCAUUAUCAAGACGACGAGUGGCAAGAAAUGGAGACGAGUGAUGUGCCAGUGACAUGCCUGUUUUGCUCAAAUAUAUUUCCUAAUAUCGACGAAACUGUAGUGCAUUGUGAGAAAGUACAUGGAUUUAACUUGAGUACACUCAAAACCAAGUUCAAUAUGGACUGUUAUUCAUACAUUAAACUGAUAAAUUAUGUCAAAACUCACAAAUCGUCCGCAGAGGACAUCAUGCGUGCAGAUAAAUCCCUGUGGGACGACGAAAAGUAUUUAAAGCCUGUAGGUAACGACGAAUGGUUAAUGUUCGACUUCGAUUCAAUUACAGAAAAGUCGUCCUCUCCAAAAACGUAUCAUGCUAAUGUUGAAAAUGGUUUAGUGACGUUAUCACAGGCACAUUUCACUGAACUACAAAGGACUAUACAAACGUUGACUGAACAGCUGAAGGACAGUCAGACCCAUAUCCAGAUGUUAAAGGAAGACAUGAGUAAAAUGCAGGUAUCUAUGCAAUCUAUUGUAGAUGGAGGUUCUGUAAAUAAUGUUGGUGACAGUACUUUAAUUGUUGACUGUGUCUCUAAAGUGCCUUUAGAAUGUGACGAAGGAUACUUCAGCAGCUAUGCACAUUUUGGGAUCCAUUAUGACAUGUUAUCUGAUAAAAUACGCACUCAAAGCUAUAAGGAUGCAAUUUUAAACAAUUCUACGAGUAUAACAAAUAAAACUGUUCUAGAUUUAGGGUGCGGAACAGGAAUACUAUCUAUGUUUGCAGCAACAGCGGGAGCGAAAAAAGUGUAUGCUGUAGACCAAUCAGAUGUUAUAUACCAUGCUAUUGACAUCAUAAGGGAGAACAAGCUAGAAAAUGUUAUAAAUACAGUAAAAGGAAGACUUGAAGACAUAAAUUUAGACGAAAAGGUUGAUAUUAUUGUAUCUGAAUGGAUGGGAUACUUUCUACUGUUCGAAGGCAUGCUGGACAGUGUCAUAUAUGCAAGAGAUAACUGCUUAAAUCCUGGUGGAGUUUUAUUGCCUAAUAGAUGUAACAUUAGUCUUGUCGCAAACGGAGAUGUUGAUACACAUAAAAAGUUAAUCGAGUUUUGGUCUGACGUGUACGGAUAUAAAAUGAAUUGUAUGAAAUCAGAGGUGGUCAGAGAGGCUAGUGUAGAUAUAGUUAGCUCUCAACAUAUAAUAUCUGAACCGUGUAUUGUUAAAGAUAUUGAUUUAUACACUUGUAACACUGAUAUUGUUAAUUUUAUAUCAGAAUUUAAAUUACCUAUAACUUGUGAUGGAUUUGUAACAUCUUUGGUUGGUUAUUUUGAUACAUUCUUUGAAUUACCUCAACCUGUGUCUUUUACAACAGGUCCUCAUGAAACCCCUACACAUUGGAAACAAACUUUGUUCUUUUUCAAAGACUGUACGGAGGUCAAAAAAGGUGAUGUGAUUGAAGGUACAAUCUCUUGUAGGCGCCUCAAAAAAGAUGCCCGAGGACUUUCUGUACUAAUAAAUAUUUUUGGAAAGAGUCACAAGUUUAUACUAAGUUAAGUAUUUUAUUGUUUGAAUGUGAAUGUGUUGGCAGUUAAAAUCUAAUACAUAGCAUACCUUAUGCCAUAAAGUAUUUAUUGGCAUGUAUUCAACAUAGGAAAAGAAAGCCCUGAUGUCCACUCAAGAUUAGAAGGACCAUGCUUCCUAAUAAUAGCAAUAAAAAAAUUCAAGGUAUGUAAAUAUGUAUCCACAAAAUUAUAAUAGUUUGAGUACCACUGCUUUAGGUUACUUAUUACAGAGGUUUUAUACUGUGUAGAACUUAUUUGUAACAUAAAACCCCAUACAGAUGCUUAGCUAUUUUAGCAUGUGUGUUUUAUUGCAUUUGCUAAAGUAAUAAACUAAUUAUCAUCAAUAAUUAUAUCACAUUUGCUAUUUUUCUGCUGUAGUAGCUUCAUAGACUAAGAUUGUUAUAAGUAUGUUUUGACAGCCUCCGUGGCACAGUGGAUUUAGAAGACAGACAUCCUGGAUUUGAUCCUAGGCUGGGCCAAUUGAGGUUCUCUUAAUUGGUCCAGGUCUGGCUGUUGGAAGGCUUUGGCUGUGGCUAGUUACCACCCUACCUGCAAAGGCACUGCCAAGAGUUUAGUGUUCUAGCUAGUUCUAGUUCAAGCCUAACAAGUUAGCCCGCUUCCAUCUUAGAUUGCAUCGUCACUUACCAUCAGGUGAGAUUGUACUCAAGGGCUAACUUGUAAAAAAUAAAAAAAAAUUGUAACAGACAAUAGUUAUAUACGGUAUAUUUAAAAUUAGCUUGCUUGUUAAGACUAAAAAAAUUUUGAAAAGAAACUUGUGUUAUAUUUUGUAAUACAUAAUAAAUGACCUGUGUAGAAAUGGAAUCUCUUCAAUAAUAUCUUCUUCCUUUUUAUAGAAGUACAUAUAGCUAGAAGCACGAGUUAUAAUUGUAGUAUAUUCUUUUUUCCAAAAUAGCAAUUGCGACUUUUCUUGUUAAGUCUUGGUAGAAUCUUCUUUCCAAACCAAAGUGGGAGAGUGGUAGUGGUGUUUAUAGUUAUUCUAUGGUCCAACACAGAUUUGUAUUGUGUCUAGGAUAGGUAGCAGCGGCGAAUAGUAUGCAAGCUGUUCCCGCUUAGUUACCUUUAAGAAUCCAUGCAUAUUCAUUGUUGUACUGUAUCUAGAUAUAUGAGAAAACAGAGUUUGUAUCACACUGUAUGAAUUUCCUUUUCUUUGGGAUACCUUAUCUUCAUCUAAAUUCCAUUCUUCGCCACUGGUAGGUAGUGCAUGGUUUCAUCUAUGAAGUGCACGCCACUGGAGAAUAGCUAGCAAGUUGAAAAGCGGUUCAAAAGUCGAUCAAUUCAAUUAGGCCAUUUAUUCUUUCCAUAUUUUGUUAUAAUAUACACACAAGUUGCAUUAUUUUCUUCAUAAUUUUAAGUUGUAAUGUAAUAUAUGAAUUGUAUUGUAUUAUAGAAAGUUUAACUUUCAUUGACAUGUAGCUUGUAAUAUUUUGUGAUAAUAUAGGUAAUAUAGUGUUUUAUAACAUUUUUCCUAGCAAAGCAUACAAUUUAGGUUAUGUACUGUAUAAUUUUAAACACUUAAAAGUCUGUGUUUUUCUAAACAUUGUUUACAAUUAACGGAGAAAUCUGUAAUAGGUAUACAUAAACACAUACAUGCUUGAUAACUUCCUUUUUGAAUCUAUUUUCAUGUAUAGAAACCCUUUCUA
Molecule: messenger RNA, 3358 nt
Organism: Bicyclus anynana (squinting bush brown)
Lineage: Eukaryota; Metazoa; Arthropoda; Insecta; Lepidoptera; Nymphalidae
Gene: Art3
Product: protein arginine N-methyltransferase 1-like
Exons: 1
Coding region: 130-1689 (519 amino acids)
Biological process (GO): peptidyl-arginine methylation
Cellular component (GO): nucleus
Molecular function (GO): protein-arginine N-methyltransferase activity
Source: RefSeq, a predicted model, not a curated record